Messenger RNA from Amorphotheca resinae ATCC 22711, 3786 nucleotides. RefSeq lists its product as hypothetical. Gene Ontology annotation, molecular function: protein binding. NCBI's taxonomy places the organism in Eukaryota, Fungi, Ascomycota, Leotiomycetes, Helotiales, Amorphothecaceae. Gene Ontology annotation, biological process: tRNA methylation. The record is from RefSeq and is a predicted model, not a curated record. Bases 66 to 3653 code for a protein of 1195 amino acids. The transcript is spliced from 2 exons. Gene Ontology annotation, cellular component: cytoplasm.
UGAAUAUCCAGGCACAAAUACUUAACGUGGGAAUUUUUUCAAGUCAGGACUGCACACUAUUUUCAAUGUCGAUCAAGCAUGAUCACACGCUGAAUCCCGUGGUAGCACUUGAAUUCUACUCCAGGUCGGCGGGUACCCUGCUCAUCUUAGCCGGCGAAGGCUGUUUUCUGAAAGUCUUCGAGGCCGAGUCAUCGAAAUUGAUCAGUCAGAUCAAAAUCUUUGAUUCACAGGCUAUUCACGGUAUUCUCGUUCGGGAUGUUGCGGGCAAAGACAAUGACCUGGAGGUAGUUAUUUGGGGCGGGUGUUUUCUGACUUUGCUCAGGAAGGAGACUUUUGAAACUCUUUUAUACCAGGAUCUGAGCAGUAUUGAAAAUAUUACGAGCUCACUACCAGAUUGGAUCCUCGAUGCUGCCAUCUCGCCGUACUGCAAUGAGUGUGUAUUGGUCACUGCUCAUAACACCGUUCUUCGAGCGAGACUCGACGAGGGUUCCCAAACCUUGCAUUUCGAGACAUUAAAUUCCCCAUCACGGUCAAUCUUGUACUCCGCACAUCUCCUGUGGGAGUCACCGACGUGCAUCCUGGUGGCAGCCGGAACCGUGUUCGGUGAAAUAAUAGUCUGGCAAUGCACCGUUUCUGAUGAAACAUCCUCAGCUGGGAGCCGAGUUGUGGCAACAUUUACUGGGCAUGAAGGGUCUAUAUUUGGUGUCAACAUAUCACCUCCAAUUCUGGACCAAUAUGGGAAAUCAACCAGACUUCUGGCAAGUUGUAGCGAUGAUCGUACUAUCCGUAUCUGGGAUAUUUAUGGGGACUUAACCGGCAGUACUCAGGAAGCAAACCCAGAAGCUUUGGAUACUCAGUUAUUGAGAGAGACUGGAUUUAUUAACAAUGAGCAACAAGGUGCAUCGUCACAGGUAACUGACCGAUGUGUAGCUACAGUGAUGGGCCAUGCAUCAAGGAUUUGGCGCGUCAGGUUCCAAAUCAGCAAUUCGAAUGGUUCUAAACGGCCCUCUAUAGGUGUCAUUUCUUUUGGGGAAGAUUCGACAGCACAACAAUGGGUAUUGGACUUUGAGGCAGGAUCCCAUUCACAGGACCCUUCGUCGAAUCCCUCUGGUGCCGCAAUGAAUGGUGGGGGCCAAGUCAAAGCAUGCAAACUUUCUCACUUAAACACAUUUGCCUUUCACAGUGGGAAACAUAUCUGGUCAACAGCCAUGCAUCAGUUGGGUAGUAUGAGAAACCUUCUCAUCACAGGAGGAGCGGAUGGGAAGAUAUCUGCCUACGAAAUUGCCGUAAACAAAUCUAGUGACAACGGACAACUAUCAGACACAUCUUUGGACAAACCUGCAAUGACGGCAUCGGACAGCAAUGGAGAUGUUGAAUUUCUCACUCGGACCAGAGCACUGGAUCCCGAAAACGUUCUCGAGGCAAUCAAACCAGAUCCAGAGAAUGGCGUUUCUGCGGCCCAAGCACCAUCAUCACAGAUACUACAUGACGACCCGCCUCUUGCAAUAUCAGCCAAUGGUAGACCGCACAAGAAAACGAAACAUCAAAAGAAACCAAGGGACGCUUUUAAUCGUUACGCGUUUGUGUCGGACAAUUGCGUACUUGUCACAACAACCUUUGGACGGGUCUUGCUUGGUCAGCUUGGCUCAUCUAUCAAGUGGAACGAAGUUCUUUUACCUGAAUCAUGCAAAGAGGAUCUGAAAUCAUAUUCAAUGAUCAAGAGCCUUCCUAAGCUAGGGAUUGCCUUUCUAACCAACGCAAAUGGCAAGAUCUAUAUGUACCGGAUCGGAUCGACCAUUGUCAAAGUGGCACAAGUCACCGGGAAAGUUGGCGAUAUGUUUACUCUCUUCGAUCCUGAAUCAAGAAUCAUAACUCUCGUGGUGACCACUUUAGGGGGUAAAGAUGCCGUUCUGUUUACAUUUGAGCAGAAUUCUCUUUCGCCGCUUACUCUGAGUGGUGUCCCAUAUCACCUCCCCGAAAAUUUUGUUGUUACUAGUGUUGGAAAGAGCAACACAAGGUUGGCGUUUGGUGCUAGAAAUGGAUCAUUCUCCUUAUAUGAAAUCGGAAGGAAUACGGGGCCUCUCCAUACCUGGAAUCCAGACGAAAACACCAUUCCUGGGGAAGCCAUUACGAGCAUUACCUCUCUUCCUGUUUCAGCAAACUGCGACCAAGAUUACUUCUUGACAACAGGUAGAAACGGAAUGUACUCCAUAUUCGCUGUUGCUGUCACCGCCCAGGAGAAUCUGGCGACAGGAUCUAGCAUACGCCAAAUUCAUCAAGGUACACCACCCCUCGGACCAAAUAUUGAAGCUGCAUGGUUCGAUGGUCCGGAUCUACUCCUCUAUGGUUUUAAGGGCAAGAAUUUCAUCGUAUGGAACGAAACCAAUCAGUGUGAAAUCAUGAACGUCGAAUGCGGUGGUGCACACAGAAGCUAUGCAUAUUCCCCCUUGUACAAUAGUAGCGGUGGCCACUUCCUCUACACCAAAGCUUCCAGGCUCUAUAUCCAUUCUCAACCAAGGCCAUCACAUCGAAUUAUCAAACAAGGUGGACAUGGACGAGAGAUAAAAGCUUGUGCUAUCUCACCGGACCGGAAUCUGAUAGCAACCGGGGCUGAAGAUACUGCCAUUCGAAUCUGGAAAUACGAAGAUAGAGGCUCUCCUCUACAGAGCCAUUUUCAAUGCCUUGCAGUCACAGAGAAGCAUACGGCGGGGAUCCAACACCUACAAUGGCAUGGAUCGAAGUAUCUUUUCAGCAGCGGUGGAAAUGAAGAAUUCUACAUUUGGGCAGUCGAAUCCAUUCCAGGCUUCGGUCUCGGUAUUGUUUGCGAAGCAAGCUGUCCCGACCCUAGCGAUGAUCGAGAUUUGAGGAUUAUGAGCUUCGAUGUCACAGAAAUCGCAGAUCCUUCAGGACAUGAUGGGGAAUCGCACUUGUUGAUAAGCUUAGCAUAUUCCGAUUCGACAAUCCGCACCUACAGGUACAGUAAACGCAGCCGAUUUGAGCUGGUAGCCAGUGGAAGAUACACCUCGUCCUGCCUUACACAGAUCCGAAACAUCCAGAUCCAAGGAAAGGAGCUGUACCUGCUAACAGCAGCGACCGAUGGCAAUCUCGUGACAUGGAAGACCGCAGUCUCUGAAUGCUUCUCAGACAUCGGGAAUCAACCCACCCCGCAACUUGUCAGACUAUCAACUCACAAGCUUCACCAGAACGCCAUCAAAUCUCUCGAUGUCACAAUCUCAAGAGCCGAAAAACACAUAGUCGUUGCGACUGGAGGAGACGAUAAUGCUCUCGGUAUCACAAUCUACCGCUCUGAGAACAUGGGUUCGAGACCAAGGAGUAUCAUUCUGAGGUCGGCACACGCUGCCGCCGUUACUGGGCUGUGCUUCGUGCAGGAGGAUGGGAUUUCGAGGGUCGAUCAAUGGAAGGAAAUGAGGAUCGCAAGCUCGAGCAAUGACCAGAGGGUAAAGGAGUGGAGUCUAAGAAUUGGGAGAGAAGGAGAGAUGAAACUCAAGAAGGUGGGAGACGUGUUUACGUCCGUUGCUGAUGCCGGGGAUGUAGCUGCUCUACGGGGCGGCGAGAGUGCAGGGGAAUCAAAGGUGUUGAUUGUGGGAAAUGGGAUGGAGGUCUUUAGCGUUUCUGGGGAUCUUGAACACUGAUUGAUGAAUCAGUGACACUAUGUGUGGACAAUGUAAAACGAGGCUGUCUAGAUUAAUUGCCUAUCUAGGUAAAAGCCUGCUCUGCUAAUCUAGGACAGAUUGGGAUAAAACCGGACAAUUUAACAUGCGGAAG